GAACCGCGAUUUCCUCCUUCACUCAGCAGCCAAAUCUGCUGACUUGUCUUGCCAAGUCAGCCUCAAGCAAGCCUACGAAGACGAGAGGGCAGAGCGAGAGUUGAUGAAGAUCUGUCUUGGACAGUGUGGCUGCUUGAUCCAAUUCACCCGAUGGUCGGCAGAUGCCGAGAUGGUCCACCUCUCCCUUCAGAACGAUGUCAGGGCCUUUCGCUUUGCCUCAGAGCGCAUCCGAGAUGAUUUUGCGACCGCUGUGGCCGUGGUAGCCCGCAAUGGCAUGCUACUCGAGUUUGCCUCCGCGAGAUUGCGAGCUGACCGAGCGCUGAUCCAGGCUGCUGUUUGCCAGAACGUCUUCGCCUUCCAAUUCGCGAGGCUAGAGUCGGCUGAUCUGCGAGCUUUUGCGGCCACAGAGGUCUUGAAGAAGCUGGGGGUGACAGGAGACAACGUAGCCCACGACGUUCGGCAGCAUGCCGCAGAGGCGUACAAGAUGUGCAGGACCUGCCCAUCCUUGUUGCAGGCGCUCCAAACGCUUCUCAGAGAAGCUGACACUUCGGAUGCUGGUUGGUUGAGAGAGUUCUGUCUCGAAGGCGUGAAGCAAGAGCCCUCCUUCUACAAGGCCCUCUCUGCGUCGGAGCAGUUGGACAUGGAGAUUGCCACGGCAGCUGUGCGGUUGGACCCAUGCCUCUUUCCGCACGACCUGCCCAAAGAAAUCAGGUCUUGCUUCAACAUCCAAGUCGCCGCAGUCGCGAAGAAUGUCAGUCUGAAGUAUUUUGUUUUGCCCUCCGACCGCGUCCUUGUCGAGAAGGCAGCCGCAGCUUGUGGGAAGGCUGGAUGA
Molecule: messenger RNA, 832 nt
Organism: Symbiodinium necroappetens
Lineage: Eukaryota; Dinophyceae; Suessiales; Symbiodiniaceae
Source: the annotation of a GenBank genome assembly